This is a messenger RNA of Cordyceps militaris CM01, 2079 nucleotides long. Its product is annotated as proline permease PrnB. NCBI's taxonomy places the organism in Eukaryota, Fungi, Ascomycota, Sordariomycetes, Hypocreales, Cordycipitaceae. The record is from RefSeq and is a predicted model, not a curated record. The transcript has 5 exons. The coding region runs from base 1 to 2079 and encodes 692 amino acids. Gene Ontology annotation, cellular component: membrane. Gene Ontology annotation, molecular function: amino acid transmembrane transporter activity. Gene Ontology annotation, biological process: amino acid transmembrane transport.
AUGGACUCGAUGGAGGGCUUCAGCCCCAAGUUCAUCUGUCUGGAGAAGCACUGGGCGGUCAGGGUCAAGGCUGGCGAGCCUCUUAACAAUUCUGGGGCAUAUAAGGAUGCUGGUUCGUCAGAAAUCCGGUGCACGUCCGCAGCUGUUACACAAAGUGGCGUUGAAGCAGCCAUCCGUUGCACCUUGCGCUUGGGGCUUGGAAUGAGAAAAUGCCAGCGCACCUCUAGCGCACCUACCAUGUCCUUUUGGACAAUGAACAGUGUUGUCAUCUUGAUCCUGGAGAACGGCGAUCUCACCGUACACUAUCCGUCCUAUUUAAAACAACGAGUACCCCGCGUGCCCAUUGACGGAUAUCCCCGCGACGCUUACUUGACAAACCGUGCGUUGACCAUGUCGGACAAAAGCAAAACGAGCCACCCCAGAGAGGAGGAGGAGGCGGCUACCUCUCAUCAAGGCCCAUGUCGGCCGAAACUCAAGGACCGCCAUCUGUACAUGAUUGCCAUGGGAGGCUGCAUCGGCACCGCCUUCCUCGUCGGCUCGGGCCGCACGCUCAGCCGCGGCGGUCCGGCGCUGACCCUCGCCGGCUUCGCGACGACCAGCCUCGUGGUGUGGGUUUCCGCGACGCUCCUGUGCGAGAUGGCGGCGGCCCUGCCGGCGCUCGCCGGCGCCGGCGCGGACCUCUACGCCACGCGGCUGCUGUCCCGCACGCUGGGCUUCGCCCUCGGCUGGACCUACUGGUACGCGUACGCGGUGCUGGUCCCGUUCGAGGUGACGGCCGCCGCGCUCGUCGUCGGGUACUGGGCGCCGCCCGUGUCCGACGCCGUUUUUGUCACGGUCCUGCUCGUGGCGAUUGCCGGCCUCAACUACCUGCCCGUCGCGCACGCCGGCGAGGCCGAGUUUGCCUUUUCAACCCUCAAGCUCGCCAUGUUGACCGGGCUCGUCGUGCUAGCAGUCGUGGUGGCCGCUGGUGGCGGGCCGGAUGGGGAGCCGGUGGGGUGGCGGUACUGGCGGGAGCCCGGCCCGGCGAACCCGUGGCUGGUGCCGGGCGCCGGCGGCGUGGUGGUGAGCUUUAUUGGCGUUCUUGUGAAUGCUAUUUUGCCAGUUGAGUCUUUUGCCGAAUGUCAUCUAGCCCACGGUGCUGCUUUACUAACAUCUUAUUUCUUUUUCAAGCUCUCGUUUCUGGGCGAAAUGAUUGCGAUAUGCGGCGGCGAGACGACAAACCCGCGAAAAGCAAUCCCGCGCGCCACCAAGGCCCUCCUCGUCCGCCUCGUGUGCUUCUCCAUGCUGCCUAUUUUCAGCGUGACGCUCAUCUGCCCCUCCAAUGCGGCGCAGCUGACGUCGGGCGGCGCCGGCGCCGGGUCCUCGCCCUUUGUCGUCGGCAUCAAGACGGCCAGGAUCCGCGUGCUUGACCACGUCGUCAAUGCCGUCAUCCUGUGCUCCGCGUGGUCCGCCGGCAACGUCUACAUGUACAUGGCGUCGCGCUCGCUGUACUCGCUCGCGCUGGCCGGCCACGCGCCGAGAGUGCUCGCCGCGCGCAACCGAUGGGGCGUGCCGUACUGGGCGGUGACGGCCGGCGCGGCGCUCAGCCUGCUCGCGUACCUCAACGUGAGUGCCGGAGCGGGACGCGUCUUUGCCUGGCUGGUCAACAUGCUCAACAUGGCCGCGUUUUUCUCCUGGGUCCUGCUCUCGUGGGCCUAUCUCCGGUUCCGCGCGGCGAUGGCGGCGCAGGGCGUCGACCGCGCGGCGCUGCCGUAUAGAGCGUGGUGCGGCAAGCCCGGCGCGUAUCUGUGCAUGUCGUACUUUACGGUGAUUGGGAUGCUGAACGGCUUCCAGGUCUUCUUUCCGGGGCAGUGGAGCGCGUCGGACUUUUUUACGGCGUACGUGGGCACCGUCUUGUUCGCCGUCUUGUAUGUCGGGCACAAGUGCACGGCAGGGCGGGGAGAGGCGUGGAUUAUCCCGGCCGGCGAGAUUGAUCUGGUUUCUGCACUCGAGGACGUGGCUGUUGAGGAAAUGGCUGCCGCAGAGGCCUCAGAUUCGAGAUGCAGCAGCGACAACAUGACGACAGGGAAACAAGGGUAG